UGCAAAUUUGUUGGAUGGCUCAAAAUCACUUUGUUAAGUUUCCCUUUAGGUAUUUGGCUGUUUGGGGAUGUGGUUGGCCGGCUGUUGGGAUAUCCGUUUGUCUUCUCGUUUCUGUGCUUUAUCACUUCGAUAGAGUGACCAGCACGCACUGCAAAGUUCCUAAUGUUCUCCCUUCCAUCAGCGCAGCUGUUGGGGAUGUCUCACCACAAAAACACAUUUUUCGUGCUUGCAUAGGACUUCAUUGUCCUGCUGUGUAUUUUGGUGCUUUCUGGUACUUUAAAUAUUUUAACAACUUCUCACUUUCAACGUUUUAUUGUCGUCUCAAUUAUGUCACAAUGAUACUGAGAUGGACUGAAAUAACAGCCUUACUUGGACUGUCGGUCAUCUCAUCAACAGAAAAUCACUCUGCUCAUGAGAAGUCCUUCAUACUGUUUGUGGUGACAAGUUAUAUCCACAUGAUUGCACUUCUCAUCAUGCUGAGGUGGAGCCGCAGACGUCCCCUCACAGAUCAGGAGAAGAGAUCAAUUGUAGUGAAAUUCACGAUAUUUGUGUUGAGCUUGACAGCCAUGCUGGCAUCGGCAUACUUUUUCUUUCGACACAAUGCUUACUGUGAACCAUACAUCUACAGCUUCUAUUGUGGAUUAGAGUAUGUGGUAGUCGCUCUCAAUAUCGCCUACCACGGCAGCAUUCUAAUGGAUAUGGGAAGGCCAAUGUACAUAUACGUUGGACCAAACAGUGGAUCAUCCGGGUCAGACCGAAUGGACUAAUUUUCUGACUUUUAUUCCAUUUACUCUAAACGCAAUUAAUAAUGUCACUCUUUACCAUUUGACUCUCUUGGUGAAAUGAUGAAAGUAUGGUUACAGAAAAAUGCCAAAAAUUAAAGAUCUGAACUGACUUGUGUGAUAUACAUGUAGCUGUUGUUCAA
Molecule: messenger RNA, 925 nt
Organism: Corticium candelabrum
Lineage: Eukaryota; Metazoa; Porifera; Homoscleromorpha; Homosclerophorida; Plakinidae
Product: post-GPI attachment to proteins factor 2-like
Exons: 5
Coding region: 15-767 (250 amino acids)
Biological process (GO): GPI anchor biosynthetic process
Cellular component (GO): Golgi membrane; endoplasmic reticulum membrane
Source: RefSeq, a predicted model, not a curated record